CACUGUAAGAGUAAAAUUUCCCAAUAAGUCUGUGAAGUGACUUCGCGAGUAUGAGAAUUGUGUAUUCUUGAUUACCUGCCACACUGCAUCCAGCGGUGAUCUUUGGUUGAAUUACUGUGCAACAUUGAGGGUUACAGUAUGGUAGUUUUCUAAUUCUGCUGUUCCUCCUGCAUUUAUUGCUUGGUACUCUUUUUUUUAUAGAAUACAUGUUUUUCUCUGUCUCUCUUCUCCCCCCUUCUUUUUCAAUAACAUUAUGGACCACUGAUUAUUUUUGAUUAUUUUUCUUUCCAGUGCUGGAGUUUGAAUCCAGGGCUCUACACAUGCUGGGCAAGUGCUGUGCCACUGAGCUACAUCCCCAAUCCCAGUAUUACUCAUUUUGAUACUCAAAUAUUCCUAAAUUUGGUCUUCAGACCAACUCUUAUAUUCUUUUGACGUGACUUCUUAGUCACUGAUUGCUUCUUCGACAUCUGGCAAGUUCCAGGGCCCACCUGGAGUCAAAAUCCUGGAAUCAUCAGUCUCUCCAGAAUCCCUGGCUUCCUUUUGUAGGAGAUGAAACUUAGAAACCAAGAUCCAGGGCAAAAUGUGCUCAUGCUACUGGGUAUCAUUGCUAGGGUCAUCACAGAUGAGAGAAAAUAAAUGAUCAUCACUUGGUCUAUUGAUAGCUGCCGUGAGAGCUUGUCUUCAUGGAUAAUACAAAAGGGUAGACUGUAGAGGAAGAACUUUCAUGCUAGAGGUAAGGUAGUGCAUUAUGGAAGUGGGCUGAAACGUAGGACAGGAGGAAGUUGUACAGAAAGAGUCCAUGCUUGUGCCAGGGCUCUGUGAGUGUACAGGCUGUCGGUGGGGUCUCUGCGGCUGAGUUGAGCUUCCUGCUAAAGACUUAGACUGGAAAAUAAAAUAUAAUAAAAUAAAAAAAGACUUAGACUGGAGAAGACCAGGUGGCCCUCAGAAGAUUCAUUUUCCAAAAGGUGCCUGCACCUGGAGCCUCCCGCAAGCCUUGACUCUCAGGACUAUUUCCCAGCACCUCAGUCUGCUGCCAUGUCCGACCCCAUUACAUUGAAUGUUGGGGGGAAGCUCUAUACAACCUCACUGGCAACCCUGACCAGCUUCCCUGACUCCAUGCUGGGGGCCAUGUUCAGUGGAAAGAUGCCCACCAAGAGGGACAGCCAGGGAAACUGCUUCAUUGACCGUGACGGCAAAGUGUUCCGCUACAUCCUCAACUUCCUGCGGACCUCCCACCUGGACCUCCCUGAGGACUUCCAGGAGAUGGGCCUGCUCCGCAGGGAGGCUGACUUCUACCAGGUGCAGCCCCUGAUUGAGGCCCUACAGGAGAAAGAGGUGGAGCUGUCCAAGGCAGAGAAGAAUGCCAUGCUGAACAUCACGCUGAAGCAGCGCGUGCAGACGGUCCACUUCACUGUGCGGGAGGCCCCCCAGAUCUACAGCCUGUCAUCCUCCAGCAUGGAGGUCUUCAAUGCCAACAUUUUCAGCACGUCUUGCCUCUUCCUCAAACUCCUUGGUUCCAAGCUCUUCUACUGCUCCAAUGGCAAUCUCUCCUCCAUCACCAGCCACUUGCAGGACCCCAACCACCUGACUCUGGACUGGGUAGCCAAUGUGGAGGGCCUGCCGGAAGAGGAGUACACCAAGCAGAACCUCAAGAGGCUCUGGGUGGUGCCUGCCAACAAGCAGAUCAACAGCUUCCAGGUCUUUGUGGAGGAGGUGCUGAAAAUUGCUCUGAGUGAUGGCUUCUGCAUUGAUUCUUCUCACCCACAUGCUCUGGAUUUUAUGAAUAAUAAGAUUAUUCGAUUAAUACGGUACAGAUAAAAAGACCCCAGCAAAUCUGGGGAGGGGGUUCCCAAGAAGCUCCGUGUCAGCCAAGCCUGGAGAGUCUCGCCAGUGGUGUGAGGCAGGGUACUAUACUAACCGGUAUUAAUUGCAUAGCAGCACUUGAUUCCCCUUUGAUGACGUCCAUCUUUUGGAAUCUGCACAUCCUGAGCAGAACCACCCUUUUCUUGCCAUUUUGAGCUAGAGAUGGGCAGUGUAUUAUGACAAAUGAAGAGUUAGCUGGUGUGUACAGAGGAGUCUACAGGAGGACUUUCUAGCUGGGUCAAGGAAGCAGCAGUUUCAUCUCUGCUUCAUCUCUGUGCACGUGCCUGUGCCUCAUUUACCAUCCAUCAAAAGAGCCCCUGGAAGCAGAGGAAGUGGGACAAGAGCAAGGGGCUCCUUUCAAUUUCCCAGGACAUAAAGCACCCGCAGAUCCCUCCACCCCUGCUCUUCCCUCUCUAGGAUGUGACCAGGACCUUGGCCUUACUUGUCCAAGGGUGACCAUACUUAGCUGGCUUAGGAGUGCAAUGUAUUCUCAGAGCUCUUUAGUGCCCCUUUUUCAGGGAAAGAGUUGAGCCUAGCCAAGAGAGCAGCCCGGCAGGAUUCAGAAGUUGGGGAUUUCUCUCUCACUGACGCUGAAUCUAGGGAUUUCUGGCUUCAGAAAUGGGGUGCUGUCCCUGCAAAGGUAUUAAAGUAUCUGAAGCCAGUGUAAUAAAGAGCACUUCGUAACCUAGCUGAUACUUGACCUUUGCAGUUCUCUUCCCAAAAAUUUGAGGUAGUACUGAAACAGUUCCAUUUGAACAAAUAUAUUACAAACUCUCAGGGCUGGAAAAUAAUCCGGUGGUCAUUCAGCCAUCCCCAGCCCCCAGGACACCCCAGCACAUUUGGGGAUGAGCACCUCUGCUUGAGUACCUCCUAGGGGUCUCCUAUGCCUGUUUGCAUACCUCUGGUAACAAGCAGCUCACUGUCCCCACUGCCGUGUUUGGAUGGUGCUGACCGUUAGGAAGUGCUUCUUGGAUGAAGCAAAAAUUUGUCCUGCCAUUUCUGUACGCUAGGUCUUGGUUUCAUACCUUCCUUAUCACCCAAGUGUGUAUCUUUGCUUUCACAAUAGUCACCUUGAGAGAUCAGGCACUUUCUCUGAAAACUAUGACUCAGAAUUUGGAUCUAUAUUUGGAGCCAAAGUGAGGUCCUUUCCAUCCCAUGUACGUCAGUCCCCUUUGCUUAUGGUGUUACCUUGUUUGUGACCCCACCCCACUUCAUCCACGUUCCGUGCCAGCCAUGGUUCCGCAUGCCUUUGGACCAUUUUUGGUUGGGAGAUGAAGAUUCGCUGCCUGAGGAGAUCUAGAGGAAAGAGGGCCUUGGAAGGCAUUUUGCAGCCAGGAGCCCAUGUGUCGUGUCUGAACUGUCAUGCUGCCCUUGGAGUAAGCGCCCAGCCCCUAAGAUACUUCUCAAGAAGGUGGCCUUUGCUUGUGGUGUUGUGUCUGUCCUAACCAGUCCAUGGUGAUGCAGGAUAAGGAGCCCCAAGCCACUAGUUCCCAGUAGGUGAUGAGCCUUGCAGGCCUCCAAACUGCACAUUAUGAUUCAUCUCUGGAGUGAAUAUGGCUUCCCCACUGGAGAGAGGCACUCAAACACACAGAUAUCCAGAAAGGUAGACCAAACAAGGGGCUCCCACAGUAACAUUCAUUGAGCAGGGAACCUAUAUGCUGGGCCAUAGGCAAGGCUAGGUCUUUCAAGCAAUACAGGCCUUUCCCUCCCUACAGUAGGACCCAGGAGUCUCUGUGACAGCUGCCCCAGGCCACCAGGUCAGUGAUAUUCUGGAAAUCCCCUCCAAGAGAAUCCAGUUCAGACUAAGAAGCUGUGACCUCAGCAAAAGAGUUAGAGGAAGAAAUCUCAUCAGUGACCACUGCCCUUUUUCCUCUCCAUAAAACUUCCUUUUCUCCUUCUUUUUGGUGCAUCCUAAUUCAAGCAGCUUGAUUUAGAGAAAGUACAGAACAUGUGAAGCCACUAACAUGCUGUGUGACUUUAUGCAAGUCACUCCUCUCAAUGAGCCACCUCCGUUUCUUCAUCUGUGAAAUGGACAUAACAAUAAUACAUUACCUACCUCACAGGGCUGUUGUGAGGAUCAAAUGAAAUAAUCUAUGUGGAAUAAAUGAUAACAGUUA
Chinchilla lanigera (long-tailed chinchilla) is the source of this 3980-nucleotide messenger RNA. RefSeq names its product potassium channel tetramerization domain containing 21 (gene Kctd21). NCBI's taxonomy places the organism in Eukaryota, Metazoa, Chordata, Mammalia, Rodentia, Chinchillidae. Bases 1036 to 1818 code for a protein of 260 amino acids. The transcript is spliced from 2 exons. Gene Ontology annotation, biological process: protein homooligomerization; ubiquitin-dependent protein catabolic process. The record is from RefSeq and is a predicted model, not a curated record. Gene Ontology annotation, molecular function: histone deacetylase binding; cullin family protein binding.